This is a messenger RNA of Salvelinus sp. IW2-2015, 1331 nucleotides long. Its product is annotated as platelet endothelial cell adhesion molecule-like. NCBI's taxonomy places the organism in Eukaryota, Metazoa, Chordata, Actinopteri, Salmoniformes, Salmonidae. Gene Ontology annotation, biological process: cell surface receptor signaling pathway. Gene Ontology annotation, cellular component: plasma membrane. Gene Ontology annotation, molecular function: transmembrane signaling receptor activity. The record is from RefSeq and is a predicted model, not a curated record.
CCCCUGUCCCUAUGUGAGCGCCUGCCACUCUUUCUCCUGGCUGUGGUGCUGUAUCAGUGUCAUCACUCAGGAUGGACUCCCCACCACUCUACCUGCCUCUGCUACUGCUGACCUGUCUGCUCACCCUCUGGCAAGGGGCAGGAGCUCAGUCAUUAUUCACCAUAGAUAGUGUGACACUCAAACUGGACCCAAGUGGCGAGGUAACCAGUGGGACCUUGAUGGACCUGAACUGUGAGGUCAGCGUCAGCCAUGACCAGUCCCACCCCCUGACACACAGCUUCAACUUCCUGMGAGACGAUGUMCUGGUCUACUCCAAAAACACCACCGAACCUGCGGUCCUUCACCAGCUCACCCCGGCCAGGGCUGCCAACUCUGGCACUUACAAGUGCCAGGUCAUAGUUCAAGACAAGAGCAAAGGCAGCAGAACCCACAGACUCACCGUCACAGGCUUACAGACGCCUGUGCUGCAGGUGACCUCCCAGAUCCUGUUUGAGGGGGAAGAGGUGACAGCUACCUGCAGCGCCCCAGAGGAGUCUGGCUCCCUGCUCUUCCACUUCUACCAGGACCAGGAGAAGAUCAAGCAGGUGUGGGCCAAUGGGAACUCAGUGGAGACCAGGCUGGAGCUGAAGCAUGCUGGGGACAAACACCUGCGCUGUUACUUUGAAAUCACCAUGCUGCCCGACGCUGGGAGGUCCAACAACAGUAACACUGUCAAGGUCAUGGUCAAAGAACUUUUCAUCACACCCGUCAUGAACAUUCUUCCUGGUAAAGACGUGAUUGAGGGUGACAUUGUUGAGUUUGUCUGUCGAGUGGUGAACCCCCCACCCAAUGUGGUGGUCUUCCUGACCAAGGACAAGAGGGUGCUUAAGACAGCCUCCAUUAGUCUCAAUCAUUCGCUCAGAGUGCUGGCAGAGGACUCUGGGGAGUAUGUGUGCAAGGCGGACAGAGGCAAUGUGCAGAAAGAAGCCUAUGAGAGCAUCAAAGUCAAAGAGUUGUUUUCCAGGCCAGUCCUGGUGAUGAAGCCCAGAGAGGUGUUUGAGACACAGCGCUUCACACUGAACUGUGAUACUGACCGCUAUUCCCAUGAGAGAAUCAACAUUGGGGACGUGAAGUACUCCCUGUACAGGAACCAGGUCCUAGUGACAUCGGGAGGGAACUACAGUGCCACAGCACACCCCUCCCUUAAUGGAAAUUACUCCUGCCAGGCCCAAGCCCAAGGAAGAGGCCAAACCAAAAAGAUCUUCAAAAACAGCACACAGAUUGUCCUCAAGGCAAAAGGUGAGUCUCUCUGUGUGGUGUGGUGGUUAAUUUCUUUACUUUCAAAUGAGGAG